AUGAGCGAGAAGAAGUUUGAAAUCGCACUGGAAAAACAGCUGGAGCUAUUCAGAACAGCAGGCGAGUGGUCUGAUUUAGUGGCAUAUCUUACGGGGCUCGAGGGAAUAUUGAAAAUAAACAAGUACUCGCGAAUACCAAAGCCGUACCUUCUCUACAAAAGACUGAACCAAUGUCUAAACCCAGCGCUCCCUGCGGGCGUGCACAUGAAGGCUCUUGGGGUGUACAAAAUUGUCAUAUCAAAAAUAUCAAGUGAAAAUCUUUUAAAUGAAAUCGACGUUUUGUCGCUGGGCCUCUUUACGUUCUAUUCGCACUCCAACCUGACAAGCAUUCCGAACUACAUGGAGGUGGUCAAGAAGAUAAUAGAAACCCUCGGCGACAAAACAAUAAAAAUAUGCAAAAAGCUUAUCUUUGGGAUAAUAAUGGGCCUCGAGGAGGAGAACAGCGAGCAGUACAUCAUGACACAGCAGAUACUGAACAUUCUUGAGCUGCGGCUGGGCAGGGGCGUGAUUCUGAAGAAUGUCUGGGAAGUAAUGGGGCAGUGCACUGACCUCGUGCCCGGGUGCCUUGUGUACAUUCUGAAGGCAGAGGGAGGCUGCAGGGCAAUGGAGGGCGAAGAGUGUCUCCUGAGCCGAGGAUUUGUGUCGGCCCUGAAGGCAAAAGAGAUAGUCACCAUACGAAAGAGCUUUGAUCUUUUCUAUUCGUACAAAGUAGAAGGGCUAGAUCUAAAGAACAACGAGAUAGAUGUAGCAGUGGCAAUUUUAAACCUAUUUCUAGUUAAGGAAAUAUCGUUAGUAAAAAGAAUACAGAUGUGGAUUACAGAGAUGAUGAAAAAAGAAACAGGAGUGGAUGAAAUAUACACAGCGCUGUGCAGGAUAUUCCACGGCUCGCCAUCUGCGUACUUUAAAAUACUGAUGGCCAUCCGGCAGAACAUAGAAGAAGCAUCCGCCAUCUUAAAAAGGUCUUUGGUUUGGACAAUCUCGAUAAUAGACACAAGGAACAGCGCGGAUAUAACAGCGUUCUUCAAAGUCCUCGAUAAAAGAAUUGUGUGGGAGGUAUUUUCAGAAGAUCUAUUGGACACUGGGCUCAUAGACAAGGCCAUAUCGCACUCUCUGCUAGAUGAGCACAGCCAAGCGCACGAGCUGCCUCUGAUUGCAGCCAAGUGCAUCGAAGCAGAAAUAUAUCCGUACCAUUGGGCAGAGCUCCUAAGCCCUUCACCCGAUGCGUAUAGAUCGAUAUGGGAGGCAGUUGAAAAGAAGAUUAGCGCGCCAUCUGACGAUGCACUCCUGCUAAUUGACUUUUUCUUGUCGAUUAAUAUAAGCGAAGAAUCCUUGGAAAUGUACAAAAAAUCAGUUGAAGUGAUCAUGGCAACAUUCAUGAAGUACUGGGAGCAAAUUGCACACAGUAAAGCUGUUCACUACAUGAUCAUUAAGUCGCUGCGAAGAAUAACUGUAGAGUAUAAAAUGUCCCAUGAAGAGUGCGCUGCUUUAUACGACAGUGCAGUGGUGUGUCCCGAGGUGUUCUGGCUGUACGACUCAUGGACAGCGGGCAAUCUGCAGAAAAUACUGAUAAAUCGCAUUGUGUACAAUGACAGCACAGUAAGGCAUGUUUUAGAAGAAGCAGAAGAGCUGAGACUGGCAUUCUAUUUGGUUGAAAAUUGUGAAAAUGCAAAACUAGAUAGCAACUUCAUCUGUUUUCUGAUCUCGUUCUGCGAGUCACACAGUUACAUGGUUAGACAGAAGGCACAGUCUUUCUGCAGACGCAUAAGAGCACAUGCUGGCAUACUUACCAACAUAUACGCGCAUCUGAACAACCCAAUAGAAAGAGAAAUUAAAGAAAAAGUUAUUCUACUGGAGUGCGAUUACCACAGAAUUCUAUUUGGGCUGCAGAUAUUGGCUAGCAUGGUCAAGUACUCCGACAGUUUCCAGUACUACCUGAAAAAUGAAGAAACCUUCCCAGAAGAAAGUGAUGUGUUCAAUGUCACAGACUUAUCCGAGCAGUUUGUUGGAGUUUCAGAAGCGUCUCGGCCUGGCAUGGGGGUUUUCUUUCUUGUUCUGAUGUAUGCAACAAGUGAGCAUGCAGAGGUUCGUGGAAAGGAGCAGAAGUACAUCCAGGAAAUAGAGGAAAUGUCUGUAAAAAUAUUGAAGUAUUUUUUCUGUUUUGUGAACUUCCUCAGACAGCCCAUUACAUUCAGGGAGGACUUUGUGUGCAAACUGCUGCAGAGAUCAAAAACAGAGCAGGCCAUCACCAGCACGAUGACCAUCGCAGCAAUGGCAGGGCUAGAUGCGUACUACGACUGCAUCAGCGAGAUAUACAGGGAGACUGAGGAGAUAAGAUAUCCGCUGAUAAAAUAUUGCAUAUCUAAAAACCAAAUCAAUUUGCUUUUGAUUUUAGUGAAAGCCAUUUGCGAUCUGGUGGCAGAAGAUGAACAGAAUGAAAUGCACCAGCUGGAGUACAUCCUGCAGCACUCUUUCAACCUGAAAGGAUACAGAAGUAUAUGCAAAAGAGGCCAUGGGCACAUGGAUGAACAGAAAAUAGCAGCAGGACAGCCAGCAAAGUUAUUCAAUGUGCUGGAUAAAAGCAGAGAGGCAGAUGGCUCGCAUUGGAGGCAAAAACAGGACAAUAAAUGCUCAUGCGGUCUGGAGAACAUGAAAGUGGAGAACGAAGGGGCAGUUACACUUUUGAUAAGCUAUCUGCUAGACUUAUUCACACAUAUAAAUGAGCAAACAAAUAAAAAAGCCAACCGAGCAGUGGGGAUGCUGCAGAAAGACAGCCAGAACCUGAAAACCCUCAGGAAGUACUUCACAAGUAUUCAGAAACUGUUCACUCAGCUGCUAUCAGAGGGGCUGAUAGGCAAAUACUCCGAAUGCAGUAAUAUUUCAUUCAUAAACGCAAUUGACGGUAAAAUAGAAUCAGAAGUGUUCGCAUCGGUCGUGAGAGUGACCUCUACCCUCUCGCAAGACAAGUACAAAAUGCUCAAAAGAUGGAUUGAGGUCUCUCCCAACCGAUCUGUCUUUGAAUCAGCGCAUAUAUUCGGAGCCAUUUCAAUGAUUAUUGUGCAGGCAAAAACAAAGCCAAAAGACACAGACCUGCUUUGGUUCUUCACUGUGUUCUUUAAAAAGGUGUUCUCCCAGGAGGGGAUAGACCUGAGCGUAAAAGCUCUUGAUGCAUGUGUUAUAUUUGGAUUCAGGCUGGGAACAAAAAAGAUUUUGGACAUAGCAGAAAUAAAUGAAAAAUGCCAGGAGCUCUCUGAGCUGCUGAGAAUAGUCAAAUCCAUCAUAUCAUCCGCGAUAAAAAAGAACUAUCUGCUGGACCUAUCAUCCGUGUGGAGUUCUCUUGUCUUUCCGUGCUUUAAGCUGCCGCCCGACCAUGCGUUGUACAAAAACGCGUUGGAAACAGCAAAAGAGCUCGUGCAGAUGCCAGAGAACAAUAGGCAAUGGAAGAAAGACUUCUACGAAUACUUGCUGAGCGACAGAUUCUUCAAAGACAAUGCACAGAACAUCAGAUACAAGAUAGAGAUAGGCUCAUUUUUGGUUGACUCUGACAGGAUUCUUGAUCUGAUAUCCAGAGCCAAUACCACUGCAGGAUUCUUCGUUAGAGAGUCGGACAUUCUACUAAAGGCCUCGCUGAUCAAGAGACUUAGGUACAUGAUACUCUGUGCGCCAUUUGCAGAGUAUGUGCAGAAUGCGCCCGGUAUAUUCAGUCUUAUCUCGGAGAUAUUUUCAAGCUCAUCAAAUACCUCCGUAUGUCUACUAAGCGAGGCAUACGCACUGUGCCGAGCUCUCUGCAUUAAAAUGCCUGUCAACACGCUGAUCAACAUGUGGCCGAUCACCAUCAGUGAGGCAAUAAGCGCGCUGUCAAGUGGCCUGAACACGAACGAUGAAAUAUCCGUUGCAUACGCAGCCUUGCAGUUUCUGGAUUUAGUUGCAUCCCUGAACUACCCAGAGACAAUCGAGUUUAGAUGGCUGGUGGAGGGGCUGUCAGAGCUGAAAGGCCCUCGAAUACACCUGCUAGAGCACCCGCCACUAAAAGACGAAAGAUCAUCAGAGCAUGAGAGUGGCCUGCGAGAUGGAAUAUCGUACAGAGUUCCGUGCCGUGUCAAACUAGCCGAGAAAAGCAAACAAGCCAUUACAAAGGCCAUAUCAAAGGUAAGCGAGCACCACAAAAACCAGAAACACUGCACAGAGAUAGACAGCGCUGUGUUCUUUGACUCCCUAGCAGAUGAUUUUCCUGAAAUAUAA
Molecule: messenger RNA, 4239 nt
Organism: Nematocida minor
Lineage: Eukaryota; Fungi; Microsporidia
Exons: 1
Coding region: 1-4239 (1412 amino acids)
Biological process (GO): Golgi to endosome transport
Cellular component (GO): endosome; trans-Golgi network
Source: RefSeq, a predicted model, not a curated record